CAGGCCAAAAUCACAGCAAAUCAGAACUUCGGGUACCAUAAGGCGAACUUCUUCUUUGGACACAAUAACAGGACCUUACCUCACAGGGCAGUGGCCACGCGAUCCCCAUGUACACUACCCGUCAUGCAUGAAAGAUAAAUCUACUCAGACGCCUAGCUGUUGGGCUGAAGAGGGAGCAGAAAAGAGAUCACAUCAGCGUUCGGCAUCGUGGGGAAGUGCCGAUCAACUGAAAGAGCAGAUUGCCAAACUGAGGCAGCAGCUUCAGCGCAGCAAGCAGAGCAGCCGGCACGGUAAAGAGAAGGAGCGUCAGUCCCCUCUGCAUGGCAACCAUAUAGCAAUCAGUCAGACUCAGGCUUCUAUUUCCAGAUCAGUCCCUAUGCCACUGUCAAACAUUUCAGUGCCAAAAUCAACUGUAUCACGUGUGCCGUGUAAUGUAGAAGGAAUAAGCCCUGAAUUGGAAAAAGUAUUCAUUAAGGAGAACAGUGGAAAAGAAGAAGUGUCCAAGCCGCUGGAUAUCCCCGAUGGCCGAAGGGCCCCGUUACCUGCUCACUAUCGUAGCAGCAGCACCCGCAGCAUCGACACGCAGACCCCGUCGGUGCAGGAGCGCAGCAGCAGCUGCAGCAGCCACUCACCCUGUGUGUCUCCCUUCUGCCCUCCUGAGUCUCAGGAUGGGAGUCCUUGCUCAACAGAAGAUUUGCUCUAUGACCGUGAUAAAGGUGAGAGUAGAACGGUCCACCGUGGCCUAUGGGAGGCAUGUGAUGUCCUGCUUAUACAACUACCUUCAUUUUACUCAUUACAUCAGUUUUUGUUUCUGUUUUGGUUCGAUUGUUGUGGAGGGAUUGAAGAUUUAUCUUAAAAUUGGUUUUGUUUGUUUACAUAUCUUUUUCCCUCUUGUUUGUGAAACUUCACAAACAUCUUCCAUAAAUACGUCAGAGGAGCACAGCAAAGAGUCUUAACUAUCCAUGAAGAUUCUAAUGUGAGGCAUUCAGACAGGAACAUGGUUGGGUUUAAAACAGGUUUCCAGAAGGUUUGUGUAGAAUAUCUAUUACCAUGAGUGAGUUACCUGCUAAACGAAAUGGUGAGUUAGUAAAUGAUUGUUU
Molecule: messenger RNA, 1100 nt
Organism: Tinamus guttatus (white-throated tinamou)
Lineage: Eukaryota; Metazoa; Chordata; Aves; Tinamiformes; Tinamidae
Source: RefSeq, a predicted model, not a curated record